Metarhizium robertsii ARSEF 23 is the source of this 1470-nucleotide messenger RNA. RefSeq lists its product as uncharacterized. The record is from RefSeq and is a predicted model, not a curated record. Gene Ontology annotation, biological process: regulation of DNA-templated transcription. The transcript is spliced from 3 exons. Gene Ontology annotation, molecular function: zinc ion binding; DNA-binding transcription factor activity, RNA polymerase II-specific. NCBI's taxonomy places the organism in Eukaryota, Fungi, Ascomycota, Sordariomycetes, Hypocreales, Clavicipitaceae. Bases 1 to 1470 code for a protein of 489 amino acids.
AUGCAUGUGGCUGCAGGCCAACACGCCUAUCAGGCACCCCCCGGCACAGGAAUUCCUGAUACACAAUCUUGGCCCGCCUUGGCGCAAAGGCAAAAGCGUUGGGCACCAAAGGCCAGAACUGGGUGUUUGACUUGCCGGCGACGACGCAUCAAAUGCGACGAGACCAAACCUGUUUGCAAUCGAUGCACUAUAUCUGCAAAUUACUGUGAGCGCUACGAUGUUACUCAUAAUAUUAUCGCAGCCGCUCAGGCAUCUCUUUCUAGCCCGAAAUCGCCACUGUGCAAUGCAAACGACAGAACUUCUAGCAAGCUACUGUAUUUUCUGAACGUGACUGAUCCGGGGUAUGGCUUGAACAGUUGGCGACCGAAUCUGUUAAAGCAACUCCCUCAGCGCAUGGGCUACUCAAAAGUGCUAGAUACCACUGUCGCAACAUUUACUAGUCUUCUAGAAACUCUACAUGGGCCAUCGGCAUUUCAGCAACCAUCUCAUAGGUCACGACAAUUGUACAUUUCCAGCCUCAAAGGACUACAGAGGGCUCUUGCCGCCCCAGACGAAAGAUACCGCCUCAGCACUAUAUUCUCGGCGAGUCUUCUGGCGCAAUGCCAUGUUUGGAUGCAUCAGAAUAGUACCAUCGCCUGUGGACAUGGCCAAGGCCUCACACACCUACUAAAAGUCUUAUUGGUCCAAAGGCCAAAAGACCCAUUUGCUCUAGGGUUAUGCUAUGCCAUGUUGGCAGAAGUGGCUGUUUUUAACCCCAAUAUUCAGCUGUUUCCGUGGAUCCAGACCUUGUACAGUCUGCCUGGGCCGCCGCUCUGGAAACCGUCUACUUCCACCGCGACUAAACCCGAGCUCACAGCCGUCAAUCUUGCACCCAUAUCAAUGAUUCCGGGCCUUAUGAGAAACCCCAGAGAGAACAAACACCAAGUGCAAUCUACGUAUGACUAUCUAAUAGAGGUGUGUCUGCUGGUCAAUAAAUGCGUCAUGGCUAAUAAGGAAUGCCCAUAUUUCGACACGUGGGAUUUCAUGCGUCUUAAUGAAAUACACGGCAUGUGUGCCGGUAGCGCAGUUGUUCUCAACGCAUUCCUGCGCACUUUUCAUCCAAGCAAUACAGCACUAGUUGGACAAAAGGUUGUACUUUGCGCCCAAGUAAUCGCUCUUGCGGAGAGAGCUAUGCACGAACGGCCAUUGUGUGCACACCAUGUGCCUCAGGCUCUAUUGGCUGCGUGGUGUGUUACAGACGGCCAUGUAAAGGCAAGACUGCGUCAGUUACUUCAAGACUAUCGCGAGACGUAUGCCAUGGCUAGACUUGUCUAUUUCGUGGCUUCUUGGCCAGAAGCUCCAGCUCAGAUACAAGAUAUACCUUGGUUUACCAUGUAUGAUGGACGAGGGGGUUCUCACAAGGGCAGUGGGAAGGAUGGACCAUUGGGGGGAACCAAUCAAAGGCUAACCGAAUACUGUUGCAUUUUAUGA